AUGAUGGACGAAGUCAAGUUCCAAAGCACACCGACGGCCGCAGCUGCCAACGGAGGAGGUCUCAAAGGAUCUUCGUCUACGACGGAUUCUCCUGGAGUUGGCAGUGAUGAUAACAGGAAUUCUUCCAGUGGUAGUGGACAAGCCUCGUCAAGACAUACGUCGCUCUCGUCGUCCAACAACAACACCCAAAGCUUGUCUCCGGAAGAACAAUGCCAUCCCUCAUGGCCAUUGUCCAAGAUUGUCACGGCGCGUCUCUUGUUUGGACUGCUCUUGACGGCCGUCGGGAUUGUCUUGGCGUUUGAAGCCUAUUCGUUCCUCACAAAGAGUGAAGCCGCGUUGGCGGAAACCCAAUUUGCAUCCAUUGCCGAACGCGCUUUGUCCAGUGCCCAAGCGAUUGUCCUGCGCAAACGCAAAGGCGCCGUGACCUUGGCGAGUGUCUAUGCGAAUGUCCAUCCACACGCCCGCGAUUGGCCCAAUGUCGCCGUCGAUGGAAUUCCCGAAAUCAUGAAGCAUGUCAUUGAUACCAGUGAUGGCCGUGGUACUGCGUUCAUGCCCAUGCUGCAGCCGCAUCAAGUUGCCGAUUGGGAACUAUUUGCGUACAACUACUAUACGUCGGAACAACAACGACGACCACCUUUGAAUUUGACAUUGUUCAAUAGUAGUUUUGGUUUUGGCAUUUGGGCCCGGGAUCCUACACUCAACAACACGGACAAACGCUAUCACGACACCACGGGGGAAUCUCCCUGGGGCAGUCCGUACACGUUCUUGGCACCCGUCUUUCAAGGACAAGCACCGGGCAUGCCCAAAGUACGACUGUGGAAUUAUCAUGCCGACAAGAGUCGGGGCAUCAUGAUGGAUGAUAUCUACGAGUGUUCUCAAAAACUUACCACGUUUGCAGACAAGAGCUGCAGUGCCAUUAACGAUGCCUUUUUCCUCAUUGCCAUUCCACAAUCCAAUGGACCGGCCGCCUUUUUACAAGAACCCAUCUAUCCAGCCACCACAUCCACCAACUUGACGGGGUUUGUCGUCUCGGUCAUUUUGUGGAGUGAUACAUUGGAACAGGUUGUGGCGGAUGAAGUCAGUGGGGUCGAUUGUAUUCUGAAUACUGCCACCCAAAGUUUUACCUAUCAUAUUCAUCAAGGUGUGGCCACCUACAUUGGCAAAGGAGACCUGCACGAUCCAGACUACUCUCACUUUGGAGAAACCAUUGUCUUGACGGGCCAAGACUUGUUUACCGAGGCAUCCGCAACGUACAAUUUAACACUCUAUCCAUCCGCAGACUACUUUCACGUAUACAGUACGGACAAUCCAAAAGUGGCGACCAUUGGAGCGGCAUGUAUCAUUGUCUUUACCAGUAUUGCCUUUCUGCUCUAUGAUGCCAUUGUGCGAAGAGUCGUACGAGACAAACAAGCCAUACUGGAUGCCAAACGACAGUUCAUGAGAUUCGUUUCACACGAGGUUCGCACCCCACUCAACUCGGUUGUCAUGGGAUUGAAGUUAUUGCAAGAAGAGAUUGUCACCUUAUUUGGUGCAACUCAUGGCCAGCAGCAGCAAUCCUCAUCAUUAGUGUUGGAUGAUAACCACGGCAAUAGCAGGAACGACACAACCAAGAGGACGACGACAUCGACAAAAGAAGCACAAAUGGGAGCUCUGACAGACUUGUCUCAUGAAAUCAUUGGGAGUGCCGAAAGUGCCGUGGCGGUGCUCAAUGAUUUGCUCAACUACGAUAGGAUCGAGAGGGGAGACUUGCCGCUCGAAAUCUCCAUUGUCAGUAUUUGGAAGGUCAUUGAAGCGACCUUUGCUGAAUUCAAAGUACCGUAUCAAGCAAAGGGAGUCAAGUUUGAACUGGAUUUCAGUCAAUUGAUUGAUGGCGGGGAAGACCAAUCCAACUUUGGUGACGUGGAGGGCGGUGGUGUGCGACCGACUGCCCAACCAAUCAAAAGUUGCAAACACCUGCCUCGGAGUGCACUCGAACGAAGGGUUAUUGGCGAUUCCAUCCGCAUUUCUCAAGUGAUACGGAAUCUAGUCAGUAAUGCAAUGAAGUUCACACCAACAGGAGGCAAUGUCACGGUCAUGGUUUCGUGGGUGCGGCCUACUCAACAUGACGAAAGCAAAGCAAGUCUCGAAGAGUUCAGCUUGAAUAACUGUCCAGAUACCGUAAAACUCAAACAGAGUGGCAAGCUUCUUGUGGCCGUGAAAGAUACCGGAGCAGGCAUGAAGCCAGACCAAGUACAAAACUUGUUUCGCCCCGGUGUGCAGUUUGACGUUAAUGAACUUCAGGCUGGAAAGGGAAGCGGUUUGGGAUUGUAUAUUGCCAAGGGAAUUUGCGAACACCAUUGUGGUACGCUAACAGCCGCUUCCGACGGUCGUGGGAAAGGAACUACUAUUACGAUGUCUCUUCCUUUGUACCAUGUGCCCGAUGAAGCGCUGCCGGAAAGCCUGAAGCGUCUACAGCUGGGCAAAGUACAGAAUAGUACGUCGCUCCUGAGCACUGAGAAGCUGCAACAAGCCAAUUCUUCGUUAUCGGCAUCGAACCGAUGGAAUGACUCGCUUCGUAUCCUGAUUGUCGACGACGCCCAUAUGAACCGGAAGAUUCUUACCAAGCUGCUCGGUAACCGUGGACAUGAAUGCGAUCAAGCCGAAAACGGGGUGGAGGCGGUGAAGAUGGUGAAGAAAUCGCUGGGUAGUGGGGAGUCGGCAGAAACGUAUGACACAAUCCUAAUGGAUUAUGAAAUGCCCAUAAAGAAUGGGCCUGACGCUGUGAAAGAUAUUCGGGCUCUUGGUUGUGAUAGUUUUGUGAUCGGUGUCACGGGCAACAUCCUUCCGGAAGACCAGGCUCAUUUCAAGGAGUGCGGGGCGAAUUGGGUGUUUCCAAAGCCCUUACGAAUAGAAGAUCUUGAAUCUAUCUGGGACGAAUAUGGCAUCACAGGGCGGCGCCGUUCCGUUGAGGAGAACGCGUGA
Messenger RNA from Seminavis robusta, 2961 nucleotides. NCBI's taxonomy places the organism in Eukaryota, Bacillariophyta, Bacillariophyceae, Naviculales, Naviculaceae. The record is from the annotation of a GenBank genome assembly.